Messenger RNA from Geodia barretti, 426 nucleotides. The record is from the annotation of a GenBank genome assembly. NCBI's taxonomy places the organism in Eukaryota, Metazoa, Porifera, Demospongiae, Tetractinellida, Geodiidae.
AUGGAGGGUGGUGAUGGGGAUAACGGAGACACACACAAGAAAAUCCACACACUCAAGAGGACAGAUUUGUCGUACCUAAUCACAGCUGCCUCCAAAGACUGUAGUAAAGACUGCAGUGAUUGGGAUCAAGAAAGUGCCAGAUCUCUAGAAACAGAGUACCCGAAACCCUCAUCAAACUAUCAGAAAACCCAGCGGAGACUUGCCCGGCAGAAGCAGCUGGAUGACAUGUGCACCGGAGAGGCUGCUCUGGCACGAGCGGAGAGACUCAAGAGGAGGCAAGGCUUGUUACCACCCUCUAAGAAAUCACGUGAAUGUAGAGUCAUGUGGAAAGAGGAGAGUAGUUUAGUCGAGGUUUUUCGGUACUCUCCGUGUCCCUCAUCUCGAGGAAGCACACUCGAACCAGAGGAGCUGGAUUUGAAUCAGUAG